UUCGACAGUUUAUUCGUCAGUUUAUGGUGGCACUUCACGUUUUGAGCAUCAAUAACUUCUGAUUGCAAGGAUUUGUAGAUAACAUCAGUGUUGGAACACAAUAUGAAUGGAUAGAUCACUUACUGAAUUAUUGCUUAUAUCGAAGAAAAAUGAUUUUAAUUAUAUUCCUAAUAUUCACAAAUUUUCAUGAUACCACAGGCCGUACAGAAGAAGCUGUUUCGAGUAUAUCGAUGAGCAAACGCCCAAUAGAUGAGGACUCAAUUGUUGGCAAUCUGGAGGAUACUCUUUACCCGAGGCACUAUGAACCGCCUGUUGAUUCUGUUGAAACAAGUGAGUCUCCACUCACUACACCAAGGCCUACUUUUUUUACGACGCGACGACCUACAACAAAGGGAACAAAGCGACCUCGGCCUACAACGACAACAUGGAGUUGGACAAAGAGUACGAAGCGAUCUCGGCCUACAACGAAAAAAUGGUCUACGACAGAGGAUGAUACUGGAAGUUGGCCUACAACAACAAAAUGGCUAACCACAGAGGAUGAUACUGGAAGUUGGCCUACAACGACACAAGGGCCUACAACAGAAGAUACUACUCGAACUUGGCCUACAACGACACAACAGAGGCCUAUGACAGAGCGUACUACUCGACCUUGGUCUACAAUGCCAAUAUGGACUGCUUCUUCACCACAGACCGCCAAUGAAUCUGGGAUUACUGCAAACAGUACAACUUGGUUUCCGAAUAAUAACACGACUCCAAUUUCCAACACCGUUUCACCAUUGAACCAUAUAAUCAAUUUCCUUUAUAACAUCCAAACGUCUUCCCUUACUAUCAAUAACUAUUACAAUUAAAAUUUUGAAUGAG
Coccinella septempunctata (seven-spotted ladybird) is the source of this 861-nucleotide messenger RNA. RefSeq names its product salivary glue protein Sgs-3-like. The coding region runs from base 150 to 848 and encodes 232 amino acids. The transcript is spliced from 2 exons. NCBI's taxonomy places the organism in Eukaryota, Metazoa, Arthropoda, Insecta, Coleoptera, Coccinellidae. The record is from RefSeq and is a predicted model, not a curated record.